CAGCCUCCCAUCCCCCGGCCUCCGGGGUUUUCCUGCUCGACCCUGCGAGCCUGCGAGUCUGCCACCCUGCCACCCUGCUCCAGUACCGCUUACAAAAAUUUGGCCUUACCCCUGGGGCCCAAGCCGCCUUUCCUGCCGCGACUAUUCAACAGAGUGGCGUCCGGCAGGCGCGAGGUGGCCAGAGCCGCGACUGGCCGUGACCUAGCGGUGCGUGGUGGUUCGCCCAGGCAGCCUGCCUGCCUCUCCUGCCUAGCUCGAGCUUGGGAGGCUGCCCGCAGCUCCGCGACCCUGAGGACCCCCGGCUGGAGGGCACGGCCAACUAACUGGUCAGAGGCUCGAGGCCCAGGCCGAAGUCCGUCAGAGGCUUGCUCGGUUACAGGUGAUUUUACCUGAAUUUUCCAGCUGCAGAAUGUACAGUACCUUUAAAGGUUGGCAAUGAUGAAUAAACUGGAAUUAAAAGAAGACAAGAUGCUGGAGGUUCAGUUUGUGGGAGAUGAUGAUGUUCUUAAUCACAUUCUUGAUAGAGAAGGAGGAACUAAAUUAAAAAAGGAACGACCUCAACUUUUGGUUAACACAAAAAAAAUAAUAAAGAAGCCAGAAUAUGAUUUGGAGGAGGAUGAACAAGAAGUCUUAAAAGAUCAGAACUAUGUGCAAGUUUUAGGACAAGAUAUUCAAGAAUCUUUUAAAAAUGGCUCUGCUACAGAUGGUGGGAAUAAAGUUUAUUCUUUUCAAAACAGAAAACACUCUGAAAAGAUGGCUAAAUUGGCUACAGAACUAGCAAAAACACCAAGAAAAAAUAUAUCAUUCAAUUUGAAGAAUGAUCCUGAAAUUAUGAUAAACAUUCCUCAAAGUAGCAAGGGACAUUCAUCUUCAGACAAAGUUCACUUGAAGAACAGUGAUAAAAGUGAAUUUCUGUCAACCACACCUCGUCGUCUAAGGAAAAGAUUAAUAGUUCCAAGGUCUCAUUCUGACAGUGAAAGUGAAUAUUCUUCUUCUAACUCAGAGGAUGAUGAAGGGGUUGCACAAGAAUACGAAGAGGACACUAAUGAAGUCAUAUUGAGCCAAAAGAUUCAAGCUCAGAGUGAAGUAGUUUCAGCUCCUGUUUACAAAGAAACACCUUCUAAGAAAAUAAAAAGAGAGAAAACAAGUGACUUAGUAGAAGAAUAUUUUGAAGCUCACAGCAGUUCAAAAGUUUUAACCUCUGAUAGAACACUGCAUAAAUUAAAGAGAACUAAACUGGAUCAGCAAACUUUAUGUGACUUAUUGAGCAAGGUUCCUCCUUCCUUUUCUACUGAACUUAAACAAUUAAAUCAACAAUAUGAACAAUUAUUUCAUAAAUGGAUGUUGCAGUUACACUUGGGAUUCAACAUUGUGCUUUAUGGUUUGGGUUCUAAGAGAGAUUUACUAGAAAGGUUUCGAGCCACCAUGCUGCAAGAUUCCAUUCAUGUUGUCAUAAAUGGCUUCUUUCCUGGAAUCAGUGUGAAAUCAAUCCUGAAUUCUAUAACAGAAGAAGUCCUCGAUCAUGUGGGUACUUUCCGCAGUGUACUGGAUCAGCUAGACUGGAUAAUAAACAAAUUUAAAGAAGAUUCUUCUUUAGAACUCUUCCUUCUCAUCCACAAUUUGGAUAGCCAAAUGUUGAGAGGAGAUAAAAGCCAGCAAAUUAUUGGACAGUUGUCAUCUUUACGUAACAUAUACCUGAUAGCAUCUAUUGAUCACCUCAAUGCUCCCCUUAUGUGGGAUCAUGUAAAGCAGAGUCUUUAUAACUGGCUCUGGUAUGAAACUACUACAUAUAGUCCUUAUACUGAAGAAACCUCCUAUGAGAAUUCCCUUCUGGUUAAACAAUCUGGAUCACUACCACUUAGUUCCCUAACUCAUGUCUUACGAAGCCUUACUCCUAAUGCAAGGGGAAUUUUCAGGCUACUAAUGAAGUAUCAGCUGGAUAACCAGGAUAACGCUUCUUACAUUGGACUUUCUUUUCAAGAUUUUUACCAGCAGUGUCGGGAGGCAUUCCUCGUCAAUAGUGAUCUGACACUUCGGGCUCAGUUAACUGAAUUUAGGGACCACAAGCUUAUAAGAACAAAGAAGGGAACUGAUGGAGUGGAAUAUUUAUUAAUUCCCAUUGACAAUGGAACAUUGACUGAUUUCCUGGAAAAGGAAGAAGAGUCGUCUUGAAGCUAUCCUUUACUCUUGAAUCUUCUGUGGAAGGGUUAUACUCCAGCUGCCACUCCUCUAAAGUGUUACGUUUACAGCCAACAUUAGACUUUUCGCAGUGUGUAAGAUUUAAAAUUGGGAGUGGGGGAAUAUCAUCAGUUUAGAACCUUGAUUAGCCUGGCUGGUUUAUCUUCUCUAGUACUACACUAUGCAGUGGUCCACAAGUUGGAGAAAAUGUGCCUUUCAUUCAUUACCUCUCUGGAGACUUCUUGCUGGAAUGAACACUGUGCUCAGGGACUAUUUGGAAUUGGAUGUUUUUGAAUUCUUUUAUACUAGAGAUGGUUUUAAAUCCUAAGUUUUUGAGGGCCUUUGAAACUCCUGGAGCUGAUUGUUUGCAAGUGUGCUUAUUCCAGAGUGUGGAAGUACAAAGACAUUGACAUCAUGUAAAUCUGCUUUAUUCUGUUGUUGUGUGUGUCAAAACUGAUAAGUGUAAUGGAGAAGGCAGUCCAUCUCUUACUGUUUCUGAAAUGGCUUAACAAAAGGUGUAAGACUGGGGAAAAGUAGGUGAUCCAGCUUUCUCCUUUUGGAUUUAGGCUACAUACUGGUGGGGGGCGAGGGGGCAUGACACUAUUCGGUAGGGGUAGUGGGAAACGCAUAACAAAUAUACAGGGUAUAUACCCACCCUAGAAAGCACAUAAACAGUAAUAGAACAUGAUAUUCAGAACAGUUAAUGACUGUGCCAUCACCUUCAUGAUACAGGUGAGAAGCCAGGCUAGAGAAAUAUACUCCUGAAUUACAUUUUAGUCAUUAUUUUCAAGACAAUAGAAAAUAAAAAUUAUUCUUUUAAUAUCAACAUAUUUUUGUCUUGAAUAACAUGCAGGUGAGUAGCAUAUUAAUGACUAGCUUUAAAUUUAAUCUUGAUUUCUAAAACUCACUGUAAGACAUUUCAGGUUUUUUUUCUUAAAGUGACCAUUUCAAGCCUUUUAAAUAUUUUUCUUAGCAAAGAAAAAAAAGACUAACCUUGGCCACUGUAGUCAGCUUACAGUCUUCACAUACUCCCUGAAAUAUUUCAUACUUGGAAAUGAAUUUAUUAAAAUAUCACUGUAAUAAAGUAUGUACUCCAUCAGCAUUUUUCACUCAUUUCUUAUAAAUACCUUUCAUGAAAAUAUUUCCCAAAAUGCUCAGAAUUUUUAAAAUCAUCUUUGUGGCAUAUAAUUAAUUUUAUGUUAAAUCCAUUUUUUAAGGGUUAAGUCAGAUAUAAUUACUAAUCAAAAUAUAUAAACAAAUUUGUACAUGAUUAUGACUGUAGAGUUUUUUUUAAUUAUACCAAAUGCUAUUUAAUGAAAAGUGAGUUUCCUUCCCAUUCCCUGAUCCAGUCUCUUAGGCAAACAUUAAUAGCAGUUUAAGAAUUCUUCCAGAGGUAUUCUAUGCACAUGUAAGGGUUUUUGGUCUGUAUUUCUCCUUUAAAAAACACAAAUGGUAGCAUAUGAUACUUGCUGGUUUGUACCUUGCUUUUUUUGCUUAAUAUAGUAACUUAACAGUAAAAAAAAGCAUACAAAAUCCUUAAUGACCUAAUGUGCAAACUUUACAUCUGCCCUUAAAUAUCUACUGGUUUAUUUUUAUAAUUUUUGUCUAUACUAUUUGUAAGCAGUAUGUGUCAAUAGUCUUUACUAUUAAUAAAAAGUCAAUUUGGAUAGAA
Pteropus alecto (black flying fox) is the source of this 3850-nucleotide messenger RNA. It is a transcript of the gene ORC2, whose product is annotated as origin recognition complex subunit 2. Gene Ontology annotation, cellular component: nucleus; nuclear origin of replication recognition complex. Bases 436 to 2172 code for a protein of 578 amino acids. Gene Ontology annotation, molecular function: DNA replication origin binding. The record is from RefSeq and is a predicted model, not a curated record. Gene Ontology annotation, biological process: DNA replication. NCBI's taxonomy places the organism in Eukaryota, Metazoa, Chordata, Mammalia, Chiroptera, Pteropodidae. The transcript is spliced from 19 exons.